ACAGUUGUUUAGAUAGAAAUUAGAAAUAAAUCGAUCCUUAUGAUUAUUGUGCUUUCUCUAAAGUAGUGUAAAGUUUAAUAGAAUAUAAGUUGUUAAAUGUCUGCUUAGUUAUACUAGAUUCUAAAAUUGUUUUUACAAUUCACAAUGAUUAAAGCUAUACUUGUGUUCAACAAUCAUGGAAAGCCACGAUUAUCGAAAUUCUAUCAAUACUUCAAUGAAGAUAUGCAGCAACAGAUAAUAAAAGAGACAUUCCAGUUGGUGUCUAAAAGAGAUGACAAUGUCUGUAAUUUUCUGGAAGGAGGCAGCCUUAUUGGUGGUUCUGACUACAAGCUAAUCUAUAGACACUAUGCAACACUCUACUUUGUGUUCUGUGUUGAUUCCUCGGAGAGUGAACUAGGUAUACUAGAUUUAAUACAAGUGUUUGUGGAGACAUUAGAUAAGUGCUUCGAGAAUGUGUGCGAAUUGGACCUGAUCUUCCACGCGGACGCAGCACACCAGGUGCUGGACGAGCUGGUGAUGGGCGGCAUGGUGCUGCAGACCAACAUGGCGGAUAUCCUCUGCCGUUUACAGGAGCAGAAUAAAAUGCAGAAAGCUGAGGCGGGCAUAUCAGCUGCGCCGGCGCGCGCAGUCUCCGCAGUAAAGAGCAUGAAUCUACCGCAGCAGCUGCGGGACAUCAAGCUGCCCGACCUCCCGCAGGCUAUUAGGGACUUGAAGUUCUGACCGCUACCUCAGGGCGCUCCGCCAACGCCCGCCGGCCUCGCCACAAACAUACUCAACACUAUCUACCCCCAUGACAAAUACCACAAUUUACAUAGACAGGAUUUUCCUAACAAAUUCUUUGGUUCUGAAACAUUAAGUACCAGGUUCUCAGAAUCAUUCUCUGAGAACUAUCAGCAGACGGAAGGAAUUAAUUUCCCUAAUUACGAAACUCAUAAAUCUGAAGGAUAUCAAGAUUUGAGUGGAACGGUUGAUAGUGAGUAUAGUGAGAGAAAGAGAAA
Molecule: messenger RNA, 998 nt
Organism: Papilio polytes (common Mormon)
Lineage: Eukaryota; Metazoa; Arthropoda; Insecta; Lepidoptera; Papilionidae
Gene: or
Product: AP-3 complex subunit sigma-2
Exons: 6
Coding region: 145-720 (191 amino acids)
Biological process (GO): intracellular protein transport; Golgi to vacuole transport
Cellular component (GO): membrane coat; AP-3 adaptor complex; intracellular membrane-bounded organelle
Source: RefSeq, a predicted model, not a curated record